Molecule: messenger RNA, 1956 nt
Organism: Rhodotorula toruloides NP11
Lineage: Eukaryota; Fungi; Basidiomycota; Microbotryomycetes; Sporidiobolales; Sporidiobolaceae
Exons: 1
Coding region: 1-1956 (651 amino acids)
Source: RefSeq, a predicted model, not a curated record
AUGAGCGACGAAUCCUCUGCGGCCAUCGACGCCAUGUUUCAAGAGGAGGUCUCCGCCUCGACCGCCCUUGUCGAGGAGAACGCACGCCUGCGAGCCCUCUUCGCCGAACGGGACGCCACGAACGGCUCUAACGACGCCAGCGCGCUUCUCGCUCAGCUCGAGGCGGCAAAGGCGGAGAAGGAGGCGCUCGCGACACAGGUCCGCGAGUUGCGCGAGGCACAGGUCGCCUCCGUCGCGCUUGAGGACCAGUCGAGCGAAGUCUCCGUCCUCCGCUCUUCGCUGGCCGAUCUCGCCCUCCAGCUCGAAGCCGAGCGAACGCGGGCAGCAGAGUCCGAGGCUCGUCGUCGUGAAGAGGAGGAGAAGGUCAACACGCUUCGCGCCAAGGUCGAGGAGUCUCGCCGCGCCAUCAUGCGCCUCCAGAACGAGGCGAAUAAGAGGCCGUCUAUCGACCAAGGCUACUCAUUCCCGCCUCGUCGCAAGUCGUUCCUCGUCGACUCGGCCAUUCCCCGUCGGAGAUCGUCUCUUGGCCUCAACGCUAUCGCUGCGUCCCAAGCAGCUGGCGACGUCAAGGACACUAGCAACCCGGGCUUGGGUCUCGCCGUCGAGUCGCCUCUCGCCCCGCCCAUCUCCCUCCUUUCGACUAGUCCGAGUCGCACGUCUACCGCAACUCCGCUCGCUCGUCUCGCUCACCACCGCGGCUCCGCCAGCAUCGCCAUCCAGGCAGACGGGCUCGAUGACGACGACCAGCGUCUCUUCCGGCUGCGCGAACUCCGCCUCGGCGUCCACUCGACAAAGAUUGCCAGUCGCCGCAACUCUGCAGUCUCUGGCCUGCCCGACUUCUUCCAGCCCGAAGACUUCGAGUGGGACCUCGAGCGCAGCCUGGCGCGGCGGGCGAGCGCGUGCUCGAUCUCUCGUCGUCUCGGCGUGGACCCCGAUGGUCCUCCCUCUGCCAACUUCCGCAUGCUCGGCCGCAAGAACUCGACUGCCGUCUUCGAGUCGUGGAGUCGCAGGUCGUCUUCCGCCGACUCGAUGUGCAGCCUUCCUACCGACCCCUCGCACGCCUCACCCGAACACCUCGCCAACCUCAAGCUUCAGCUCGAGGGUCUCAAGAUCCAGCUUGCAGAGGCUGAGGAAGGCCGACGCGCGUCCGAGGCUUGCUUACGAGCGCUGAAGGACUUCAUCGCGAGCGGCUCGACAGGCGAAGCGCCCAUCUCGCUGCCGCCCUUGCCGACCGACCCGUCCGCCGACUGCUACGGUGAAGGUGCAGAGUGCCCUCCUGCUCCCAAGGCCUCGUCGUCGCGGUGGUCCAUUCCUCGCCUGUCUUUCAGCAGCCAGCGUCGCGAGUCAACCGCCUCCUCCCUCCGCCGCACCUCCACCACUUCGACAGCUUCCGCCGCCACCUUCCUCGACAACCGACCAACACCCUCACUCCCUUCGUUCGGUGCAUUCUCCUUCUCCGCUCUCGUCAACAAGUCGUCUGCGACGCUCGUCGACGGCGACACCUCCCCGCGCAUGUCCCGCCCUGCCACUCUCACCCCGUUCUCCUCCAACCAUGAAGAGACGUUCCCGACCGAGCCCUCGCCCCUCCUCUCUAGCGGCUCAUCCGUCCGGUCACGACGCGUCGGCCACUCGCCCUCCGCCUCACUCGACGACGCAGCGUCGAUCGCCCCUUCGCUCGUUUCGGACCUCUCGUCGUGCGGCACGUCGUCUCGCUCAGCUUCGCCCACACAUGAAGACGAGGACGACGAGCAGCUCGACGCCUUCCAGCGCUCGCCUCGCGUCGUCAUCGACUUUGUCGACGACCAAGAAUUGCCGUUCGUCUUCACGCCCGAUGCGGAGUACGCGUCGCAGCGAAUGGUUGUCGAGGCAUCGCGGAUGCCGGUCGUCGUCGAGAAGAGCAGCCUGACGACUCUAUCGAGUAUCGGGGGGAGGACGACAGGGCUGGGUUUGCACUGA